AAUUUUAUUGGCAACCCUGGUGAGAAUGUGUAAUUUUUCAGCUAAAAUUUUCUUGCGUAAAAAGUAUAUACCUAGCGGCUUUUAGCAUUAAAAGAAAAUCAUUCACAGUUUGUUUCUAUUUCUGCUGGUUUAUAAAGGACUACAACAUUGUUUUCACUUCUGGAAAACAAUUGUCCAAUUCCAAAACAAGCGUAAACGUUAAUAUGGCAAAGCGAGGUAAAAAAAGAGCAAAGACUGCUCGCAAAACAGAAGUAAAUGUUGCUGCAAGUUCUUCAGCAGUAUGUGCCCCUCAAAAAGUUCAUCCUGCAAGAGACGAUUGUUACCCGUUAAACAAGUUGUGCCGUUUAUGUUUGUUGUCUAAUAUCAACAUGGAGCCCAUUUUUGCUUAUCCCGGAGACAACAGACUCUCCGAAAAAAUUUUUGAAUGUACUAGUCUUCAGAUCACUGAAGCCUGCGAACAGGGAAUUCCCACAUCUAUCUGUGGUCAAUGCAAGAAGCAAUUAGAUCAAUGUCACGAAUUCCGUCUACUUUGCUGGAAAAACAACGAGGUUUUGCAAAAUUUGCAUGCCAUUUUAAACCCAAAAAGACAAGUUCAACCGAAAAGCUGGUCAACUCCUGUUAUUCAAUUAACAAAACUCGAUAUCGGUAUGAGCUCUAUGCAAAGCGAACAAAUAGAUUUGUCUAAGCUUUACACUCCUCCUCGAGGUGGUAGAAGAGUUGCGACAGCUAAACGCAAUUUUGGAGAAAUUAAUUUGGAUCAGUUGUAUACUCCCUCCCGUCGAGGUUUCAAUGCAUCUAAAGCUUUUCCUCGCUUCUCUAAGGAAUUAGUGGUACGUCUAGUUCCCAUGUCUACUUCACUUAUUAAUAAGUAUCGCAAAGCCACCAUAACAAGGACAAAAGCUGCAAUGAAAUCAUUUUCACAGUCGAAAGUAACGCAAUCAGGACAUUCAAAAAAAUCAACAAAAUCAGUUGCAAAAGCUAGAACAGAAAAACGAAGUUUGUCAGUGGUAAAGACAACUCCCACUAAGCCUACUAAAGUUAACAAAACAACGAAAACAGUUUCUCCGUCGGUGAAAAAACCUAAAGCCAAACAAGCUGAAAUCUCAAUGCCUCCCAAAAAGAGGAAGGAAAAUUUUCCAACACCAGUGCCAGCGAUGGUAACUUGUUUACUAUGUAGUAACACAUUCAACAAUCAGAAAACCCUGAGUCGUCACAUGAGUGCACAUGAGAAUAAUCGUAAACAAAACCGCGUGUUUGGCUGUGAAAUUUGCCAAAAAGAAUAUUUGAAGCCAGCUCAACUGACAGAACAUCUACAAAGCCCAGAGCAUAUUGCAUGUGCUGGACCCUGUGAGUUAGAAGAAGCCGAGGUAUCAAUUCUUCCAGAUAACGAUGACGAACAAUUACAAAUAGCCUCUGGAGAGUUAUCUAAAAGUGUGUCUGUCAAUGCUGCAGACGCAGAAGAAAUCACGGUUCAACCAAUAAUUCACUUAUCUGAAAAUCGGCAACCAUCCCCAGACACGAACGACGCUUCUCAGCAUGGUGAUGAUCAUGAUGGAGAUCCAAAUCCGGCUGAAGAAGCUCAGAUAGUAGCGGACAUCGAAUCUUCAGUGGCAAACGAAAUUCCUGUUAAUCGAGAUGCCAGCCCUAUACCAGUGGAUAGUGAAUCAUCGAUUUCGCGAGAUGGAGGUGUACAGUAUAGUGAUGUUUGUUCAACAAACAAUGCAGAGAAUUUGUUCAAUGGUAGCGGAACUGAUUCCUUUAAUUCUUCGCGACGCGUUACCUUCUCCGACAUAACUGAGGUUGUAGAAUAGUUUUCGCUUUUGAGAGGUGUGUCAUACGUUUUUUUGAUUGGCUAAGGAUACCGAUCUUAUUCUUUAUAUGUUUUCAAAUGUUUAUGAUGCAACAUUUUCGCAGGUAAUUUUAAUCUCAAUAAACAAGUAUCGUAAAAAAACUUUAAGCUAAUCAGGCAGCCAAUAAAAUAAAAAAAGUAGAAUAUAAGCAACUUGAGAAA
Wyeomyia smithii (pitcher-plant mosquito) is the source of this 2011-nucleotide messenger RNA. RefSeq lists its product as uncharacterized. Gene Ontology annotation, cellular component: nucleus. NCBI's taxonomy places the organism in Eukaryota, Metazoa, Arthropoda, Insecta, Diptera, Culicidae. The transcript has 4 exons. Gene Ontology annotation, molecular function: zinc ion binding. Bases 204 to 1811 code for a protein of 535 amino acids. The record is from RefSeq and is a predicted model, not a curated record.